AUGUGGUGGGAAAUGGAUAGUGAAAAUCAGAAGAUCAGCGAGCAAGCGCUCAAUACGGCGGAUAUCUACAAGGGUCUGUCGCUGCCGAAGCGUAUGGAUAGUCCAUAUCAAUUCACUGGAUAUGGAUCGCAACAGGAAGGGCGUAACCCAAUAUAUCGUACCUCAAACGCUGACUACGGGUACUAUCCACCCUGUCCGCAUACCGUACCUCACAAAUACUUUCCAAAGUCUCACAAAUUCACUGGACAUCUUUAUCAGUGUGGUAUGUUUCGUAACUACUCGCUUAAUACUGCCGUGGAUCGCCCGUAUUGUAAAUUUAACGAAUAG
This is a messenger RNA of Anopheles maculipalpis, 327 nucleotides long. RefSeq names its product piercer of microtubule wall 1 protein. The coding region runs from base 1 to 327 and encodes 108 amino acids. Lineage: Eukaryota; Metazoa; Arthropoda; Insecta; Diptera; Culicidae. The transcript is spliced from 3 exons. Gene Ontology annotation, biological process: axoneme assembly. The record is from RefSeq and is a predicted model, not a curated record. Gene Ontology annotation, cellular component: axonemal microtubule.